ACAAGAGGUUAUUUGCUCUCUGGACGACAUCUUGCGAUUGGACAUGACAUGUAAUGACAUGUGCGGAAAACAAAACAUGACUGAAAGAUAGUAAACUUUAGGUUUUAAUAAUAUUCAAAAAUAUGUUAGAAAUUUAUAAAGACUUUACGAAUUCAUUAUAGACGAUGUUUAUGCGUCGGUUGAUGUCUAUAACCCUUAAAGGUAAUUAAAUUCUCAUAAAAUAUGAGACAUUGACAGUUCAUUCUCCCGCUUUAUUUUAGCGUUUUUGGCGGGAAUCAGUGCAAGAUUGGUUGUCAUCCUUUCUAGCUUUCCCUCUAUUGAGUGUUUUUGUUUUUACAGUUCCAAAAUUGAAUAAAAUGAACGCUGUUAGUAAGCGCCCAUUCACUGUGUUCGUCGAAGGCAACAUAGGAAGUGGAAAGACAACAUUUUUAGAACAUUUUUGCCAAUUUGAAGACAUAACUCUAUUGACAGAACCAGUGGAAGAGUGGCGUAAUCUCAAUGGAUGGAAUUUGUUGGAUUUAAUGUAUAAAGACCCUACAAAGUGGGCAAUGGCCUUUCAAUCCUAUGUUUCUUUGACUAUGUUAGACAUGCACUGUAAACUUACGCCUACGCCUGUGAAAUUGAUGGAGCGAUCGUUGUACAGUGCCAGAUAUUGUUUUGUAGAACAAAUGAUGAGAAAUGGAACACUUCACCCUGCACAGUUUGCUGUAUUAGAUGAAUGGUUUAGAUUCAUUCACCACAAUAUCCCCAUUGCCGCUGAUCUGAUAGUUUAUUUAAAAGCAACUCCAGCUGUUGCUUAUGAAAGAAUAAAGAAAAGAGCUCGAUCUGAGGAGCAGUGUGUGCCACUGUCAUAUUUAGAAAGUUUACAUAAGUUACAUGAAGACUGGCUGGUACACAGAACACUAGGGGAAUGCCCUGCACCGGUAUUAGUUUUGGAUGCAGAUCUUGACCUGUCCCAAAUAACAGAAGAGUAUAAGAAGAGUGAACACCAAAUAUUGAGACAUGCUGUAGACGUGGUGAUGAGAUCACCUAACAAACUUAGCCCUAAGAAACCAGUGACUGGAUCUCCUAUAAAAAUUGUUCCAAAAAUUAGAUUAUAAUAUAUAUAAUGACAAAAGUUGAUGAAAAAUUGUAUUGACUUCUACGUUCAUAGACCAAUGUGAUUAGAGUAUUGUUUUAUAACAUUUUUAAUUAUUGAUGUGACUGUCACAUACCAAAAGGUACAAAUCUUCUUAGUACAUACAUACUAUGUAAUGUUUCAUGUAUUAUUUAAAAUUCAUAAAGCAUGUACUA
Messenger RNA from Diatraea saccharalis (sugarcane borer), 1293 nucleotides. NCBI's taxonomy places the organism in Eukaryota, Metazoa, Arthropoda, Insecta, Lepidoptera, Crambidae. The record is from the annotation of a GenBank genome assembly.